AUGAGAAGCCGCAUUAAAUGUAGCAUCGUAGGUGAAACAAUGGUGGGAAAGACAACAUUGCUAAAAUCGUACGUCACGUGUAAGGCACCAGCAAUAUACUCCCCAACAAUUUACGAAAAUAUCAAAGGCUUUGUUGUUCUUGGACACAAGCAUCAUAAGGUUAAUCUAGUGGAUACAGCUGGACAGCAUGAAUAUUCAAAACUCUGUACAGCAUCCUACUGCAAGAGUAAAGUAAUCAUCCUCUGCUAUAGUGUUAUAGACAGACCGUCAUUUGAUCGAAUAAAGUCAUUCUGGAUACCAGAAAUUCGAAAAAAUGUUGGAAAAAGUAUACCGAUAGUGUUGACUGCUACCCACACUGAUCUUCGUAGUGACAAGUCAAUUCAGAGGUGUAUUCAGGUUGUGUCUUCUACUGAGGGAAGGACAUUAGCCGAUUCUAUAGGUGCCAAGGGAUUCUUUGAAAUUUCAAAGUCGGACAUUAGCCAAACCAAUGACAUUUUUGAAUGUGCUGUGAGAGCUGUUAUCAGUAAGAAAAAGACACUUUUUACUAUUUUAAAGAAAAUCUUUUGCAGUACUUGUAAAAAU
Saccostrea cuccullata (small rock oyster) is the source of this 582-nucleotide messenger RNA. RefSeq names its product rho-related protein racD-like. Gene Ontology annotation, biological process: regulation of actin cytoskeleton organization; small GTPase-mediated signal transduction; engulfment of apoptotic cell. NCBI's taxonomy places the organism in Eukaryota, Metazoa, Mollusca, Bivalvia, Ostreida, Ostreidae. Gene Ontology annotation, molecular function: GTP binding; protein kinase binding; GTPase activity. The record is from RefSeq and is a predicted model, not a curated record. The annotation marks the transcript as partial. Gene Ontology annotation, cellular component: cytoplasmic vesicle; cell projection; cytoskeleton. The transcript has 3 exons.